Molecule: messenger RNA, 1818 nt
Organism: Morus notabilis
Lineage: Eukaryota; Viridiplantae; Streptophyta; Magnoliopsida; Rosales; Moraceae
Product: beta-1,6-galactosyltransferase GALT29A
Exons: 1
Coding region: 268-1548 (426 amino acids)
Molecular function (GO): sialyltransferase activity
Source: RefSeq, a predicted model, not a curated record
CUCUCCAUCUCUCUCUCUCUCUCUAAACACAGAGGAGAGAGAGAUAAAGAGUAGAGCAUUCAUCGACCCAAUGCUUUUCUACUAGAUCGUAGGCUUCCAAAAAAGAUCCCUUCUCCUUCCUCAACGAAUUUCCCACUUCCCAACCAAAACCAAUCUUUUUUUCUUUGCUGAUCCAACCAAAACCAAUCUUAUCCCACCCAAAUUCCUCUUUUGAACUCUCAUCCUCCAAUACCCACUUCCCAAAAUCGAUUAUUUUCUCUGUUCCCGAUGCCAAAAUCUCCGGAAAACGAAGAUGGGUCUGCUCCAAACAGGUUCUAUCUAUGGCCGCCGCCACCGCCGCCGCAUUUAGCUCAAAUCAAGUUCAACCCAAUGAAGCGCACAAUCCGUCCUCUCUUCAGCAUUCUUCUUCUCAUAAUCUUCCUCUCUACUCUCCUCUCUCGAACUCUCUUUCGCACAAGCCUGAGCUCGUUAGAGCUCGAAAACACCAUUAUUCCAAUCCCAAGUCCGCAGCUUAGCCCAGUUGUGUUCAAUGAAACGUUGCUCAAUUUGGCAGCCAUUGAUUUGGGCGAAGAGAAAUCGAAGCAAGAGAUAUCGCAGUUGUUGGACGGAGACUUUGAUAGUUUAGGUAGAUACAGGGCUUUUACUACUUGGAGAAGAUUCAACCACAGAGAUAUCAGGGCAAGAACUUCUUCCAGUGGAGCUUCUUUGUUAAUUCGCUCGCCGAAUUUCUACCGGCAAUGGCUGGCUUUCAGAAGGGCUCUUCAUGAUUGGUCGAGAAACAAGAGGUACCAACCCGAAAUCAUGUCUGAAUUGAUAAGACUCGUUAAGAAUCCCAUCGAUAAGUAUAAUGGAACAAACGGUUCUGAUAAGAGAUAUUCUUCUUGUGCUGUUGUGGGGAAUAGUGGGAUUUUGUUGAACAAUGAUUAUGGAGAGGUAAUUGAUGGGCAUGAAGUUGUUAUAAGGCUUAACAAUGCGAGAAUCGAGAGUUAUGAGCGGAAAGUCGGGUCAAAAACGAGUAUUUCCUUUGUGAAUAGUAAUAUUUUGCAUCUUUGUGCUAGGAGGGAAGGUUGUUUUUGUCACCCUUAUGGAGAGAAUGUGCCUGUUGUUAUGUACAUUUGCCAGGCCUUGCAUUUCUUGGACUAUACGGUUUGUAACUCGUCACACAAGUCGCCGUUGAUCGUCACGGAUGCGAGGUUCGACACGCUGUGCGCGAGGAUCGUGAAGUACUAUUCGCUGAAACUGUUUGUGGAGAAGAAAGGGAAGGGGUUGGAGACUUGGGGGAAGGAACAUGAUGGUCCCUUUUUUCACUACUCUUCUGGUGUGCAAGCGGUGAUGUUGGCUUUGGGGAUUUGUGAUAGAGUUAGUGUUUUCGGGUUUGGGAAGUCAGAUUUGGCUAAGCAUCACUAUCAUACAAAUCAGAAGGGUGAGCUUCAUUUGCAUGAUUAUGAAGCUGAGUACGAGUUUUAUCAUGACUUGGUUGAGAGGCCUGAGGCGAUACCGUUUAUUCCACGCACUUUCAAGACUCCUCCUGUGGUUGUAUAUCAGUGACCCUUUUUUCUUACUUUAUUUUUAUUUUUUCUUUUCCUUUUUUGGUUGUGGAAUUAGCUGAUUUGUUAAGGUCUUACUCAUUUUCUAAUGUUACAAUCGGUCGAAAUUUCGUUUCCUUUUUCACAUUUUGACCCUGUACUGUCAAAGAUGGUUUUGGGGUGAUAGCAAUUGUAAAGUUGGAUUCUUGGGAAUCUGUCACCAUUCACUUAAAAGGGAUGUACUGUAUUUCUUCUGCUUUUAAUGUGUAACGUAACUUAUUCUGUUAUAUCA